Molecule: messenger RNA, 820 nt
Organism: Closterium sp. NIES-67
Lineage: Eukaryota; Viridiplantae; Streptophyta; Zygnematophyceae; Desmidiales; Closteriaceae
Source: the annotation of a GenBank genome assembly
UCAAUGGCGACGUCGCUCCCUAUUCUUGACAGUCGCGUAAGCGUAUGCGGUCAAGAUGGAUAAGCUAAUGCGACAGCCCUAGACUAGGAGGCCAACCUUGGGACUACCUUGUGAACUCCAAUGCCUCCUGCUUGGGCUUAUCCACUUUGACUGUCGCAUAAGCUUAUGCGACAUUCGGAUAAGCUUACGCGGGUAGCCAAUCUUGGAUUGGGACGCGCAUUUGCUUGCGAUCCUGCUUAACGCUCUCUGACGCGCUCUGCGCGCGUUGUGAGUGGACUACUAAACCACUGCCACUGCCACCAAACGUCAGUACCGCCUUCAUUUCUUUCUGCAUUUCGCUGAUUCUUCUGUUUAGCUGCCAGCUUAGGCUGAUUGUUAUUUAUCUACGAUGGUUGUAGACCUCGAUGACGAAACCUUCAACAGCCUCGUUCUUCAUCGCGAAACUCCCGUCCUGGUCCUCUUCUGGACCGCCGAAGCUCAGUGCGACGAGGUUGUUCGCUUCGUCGAUGAGCUCGCAAUGAGGUUCGGGGACGCGAGUAAGCUCGCCUUUUGCAAGGCGAACACUGACAACCUCCCGUUCAUGGCCCAGACGUUCAACGUCAGCGCCACGCCCACUGUGAUCAUCUUCCAACGGGGGCGGCCUGUUGAGACCAUCUCAGGUGAUUUCCCCAUGGCUCACCUCCUUGCAACUGCUCAGAAGUACGCGGAAGACUCUUUCGCGUGAGGCGCUGCGUUCUCUUUGGGGCUUUCUCAAUGGAUGCUACGCGUGAAGUGCCUUCAUAUAUAUAUAAUAUUUUUUUUAUAAAAAAAAGAGAGAAAG